Molecule: messenger RNA, 2985 nt
Organism: Exophiala mesophila
Lineage: Eukaryota; Fungi; Ascomycota; Eurotiomycetes; Chaetothyriales; Herpotrichiellaceae
Exons: 6
Coding region: 1-2946 (981 amino acids)
Biological process (GO): DNA-templated transcription; regulation of DNA-templated transcription
Molecular function (GO): DNA binding; zinc ion binding; DNA-binding transcription factor activity, RNA polymerase II-specific
Source: RefSeq, a predicted model, not a curated record
AUGGCAUUCUGUACUUACUGUGGCCGGGAGUUCGCGCGCAAUGAGCAUCUUGAGCGCCAUGUCCGCACUCACACAAAAGUAAGGCCGUACAAAUGCUUGAUAUGUCAUGGUUCUUUCACUCGCUCGGAUCUCCUACAGAAGCACUACCUGUCCCACACAGAGAAAGAAGUCUACUCUGUCAAGGACUUGAUCAACCCGAGAGUUCUUUCUGACCACAGCAACUACGUGCCCAAUAACCAGCAGAUUACGGUGGCGUGCACCAACUGUGCCAAAAGCAAGACCCGAUGUGACCACAAACAACCAUGUGGCCGGUGCAAGGCCAAAGGCUUGACUUGCGAAACUCGACUUCGAAGAAACGCCAGGGUGACGUAUUCGGACCCCAAUCGUCUCGUUCAGCCAUCUCCUCGCCAAGGUUCAGGCGACAAUGAGAGCGAUGCGCCGCAGGAUCUAGUACAUGUUUCCCCCGCAGAGUCCGAGAAUGCACGAGACUCACUCCAGUCCGAUAACGUAUCUGCCACCCCGUUCGACAGCUAUCAGCAGAAUAGCUCAUUGCCCCAAAAUGGUGGCGGAGGUGAAUCAGCCAAGAGCCCUCAAAAUUCCGCGUUGACUACGGGAGUGUUGCAAGAUCUACCAACGGCGCUCCACAGAAGUCCAUCAGCAGCAGCAGGGGCAGUACCCAUCAAUCCUUCCGCUUCUUUCCUGUCUCUUCAGCCUGCUGGAGUUGACACGUACGCAGACUUGGCUGUGAAUGGCGGCUGGGACUGGAUGCUCCGUAUCGAGACGCCCCUCCCUGAUACUCCCUCCCAAACGUUGAGACGAGCCAAUGAUAUUUCAAAUGGUGGUAUGCAGAACCUCUACCCAAAUACAACAGCAGGUACUGCUGUGGAUAACGGCGAACUGGUGCUCCCCGUUGAUCACAACCUUGGUGUUGGGAACGGAAAUGGAUCCCCGGAUGAUGUGAAUCUAUUCGCCCUCGACCUGAAUUUCAUGUCUCCUAUGGCCGAGUUCCAGGGGAUGACAAGUCCAAUGGUCUCCUAUGAGACUUCCACCAUGUCCGAUCCAGAUCUUAUGGAGCAGUGGACAAUGGGCAAAUGCAUCCCACACUCCAAAACUGUAACGACCCCGAGUGACGCGUCCGAUAUCUUCGACUUGGACAGUAGCUACAACGACGCUGUCUUAUGGAGUCAGUCCAUCGAUCAGUUCCGCUCUCAAACCUUUCAGCAAUUCGAACUCAUCACACAUGUGCCGCUAACCGAAACCACCAGAGAGUGGAUGCUUGUGGUGAUACAGAACUUCCUCAGUAUUACCCUCGAGGCCUACGGAGUUAAGAUGAAGACACAGCCGCUACGCGGAAGCGCGAACUCCGCGAAGCGCACGCCCGAUCUAUAUCUGUUCCUCCCGCACAAGAACUAUAUUCACCGGUGGCUCGACGUUUUCCUGGCCUCGUACGAUCCGUUUUACCCCAUGAUACCCACGUUAACUCUCAACCCCAACAGCCUGGCAACCAGUAGCAAUGAAAGAGGCGCAACGUUGUUGUUACUCUUGAUGAUUGCUUCGGGUUCUAUGCUGGAUCCGUCCCCAAAAGCCCGCCGGUUUUCCCGCGCACUGUUUGAGAUUUGUCGGCAUGCCCUUGCCGACAUUUUUGCAAACGACAGCGCUGCCUACAAGAGCAGUCUCAAUCUUCAAUGUGCUUUCUUAUUCUCCAUAGGUGGCGCUUUCAGCGGCUGGUCGACUUACAUGAAUCUUGUUGUAGGUCAAAAGAAUCUAUAUCUUGCGACCAUGCGCCAAGCCAACUUCUUCAGCUCCCCUCCUGCUUUCUCAACUCAUCUUCCCUGCCAUACUCUAGAUCUUGACGCUCUGUGGCGAGCGUGGGUAGAUCGCGAGACAGCCAUAAGGCUUACAUACUGCUGGAUCAUCGCAGACCAAGAGAUCAGCCUCUUCUACGAUGCCCCUCUGUGUCUGGCCUUGUCUGAUCUGAACGUCCUUCUACCUUGUGAUGAGAAGCUGUGGCUAGCUCCUUGUGCUGCUAAAUGGAUGGAGCGUCUAGGUGAACUUGGAAUCAGCUCAGUUGAGGCUGCAGCAGCCAUGCUCGAAGGCCCUCAGCCGACUCUACGCGAUCUUCUCGUGCGGUUAUCGGCCACUCGCGCGGGCGCAACCGCAACCGUCAUACACCCAUCCCAUCUUCGACUGCUACUAUAUCCCUUACAAUUACUGGUUGUCGAGUUGCGUCAAUUCUGGGCAUUAUUCGGAUCCGAAAAUGACAACCCGACUUUCCCCCUCCCAUUGCUGCAAACAUCGUCCUCCUUGCGUGCUGAGGAGCUUGAGCGCCUCUUGCACCGAUGGAUGGAUCUUGCCGAAAGCGUGCAGCCGGAAGGAGUUCGAUCUGUGGCGCUGAUGAAAUCUACCAUGAUACUCUAUCACUUAGUCUUUUUAAACCUGCUGACCUCGUUAACCAGCCUGGAAGCCAUCGCGAGAGGAGAGGGCCACCUUUCUGCUGCCAACAACGUAUCUCGCUGGCUCAGAGGACCAGAGCCCAUCUUGGUACACUGUGGUCAAGUCCUCUCUCUUACAGCCGAUAUAGACAAAAAGUUACGCCCUAAUUGGUGGGCUGCAGCAAUCUACCGGGUUGCCAUCACAAUGUGGGCCUAUGGAGCUUCGGGCGGUGGCGGUGACGAGCAACACAUGUCUCAACAGCAUGCACCCGAGAUCGUGCUCAACACUACCAACUAUCGAGACCGUUUAAUAAGCGACUACCUUCGUACACACAGUGGACGGCCGUAUCUGAGGAAUCGAGUGGGCAAUCUUGUUUCCUUAUCUGAUACAGCCGGGGUGCUCCAGGUUUGCAUUGAAGCAUUGGAACCUGGACCAAGAAUGUGCCGUUUCACAGAAGGUUGUCUCCGUAGGCUGGAGGCAGUAGCCAAAAUUCGGAUGGCCAAGCCCUCUUAAGCAAGAGUGAGCAUCUCCUCGAUACAGCAUGAACAUGGC